CGUUGUGACCAAUAUCUAAGCGGAACCAUGGGGCUUGGUGGGAGGACGGUUAGUGAUGUAGCACACUGUAAGGGUGAGAGUUGAAGGGUAUGUUGUGACUAUGGCUUUUAGUGUUGGUGCACGGCAUGGCAUUUUAGCUAGUAAAGGUUGGCUUUUUCACGCUCUCCCGGGGACAUUGUCGCCACAUAUAAUCGCUAUUCAGAGAUCGGCUGAAAUACAGGCCCUGCGAGGUUCAUCCCACUCAAACACAGACUCACAACACAACGAGGCAUACUGCAUCGAUCUUGUGAGGAAGCGAGACUAUGACGGGUUUGUGUGCUCUCUGCUGUCCCCGGAGGUCUCCCGGCGCUCAUCCCUGGCCCUGAGAGCCUUCAACGUGGAGCUGGCCCAGGUCAAAGACUCUGUUUCCCAGAAGACGAUUGGUCUGAUGCGCAUGCAGUUCUGGAAGGCGACGAUAGAGGAGAUCUACAGGGAUGACGCCCCCUUACAGCCGGUCUCCACGGAGCUGUGGAAGGCGGUGAAGCAACACGGUCUGACCAAGAGAUGGUUGCUGAGGAUCAUUACAGAGAGGGAGAAAGACAUGGAGGACCGAGCCUACAGGAACCUCCAGGAGCUGGAGGCGUACUCGGAGAACACCCAGUCCUCGCUGCUCUACCUCCUGUUGGAGAGUCUCGGUGUGAAGAACGUUCAUGCUGACCACGCAGCAAGCCACAUCGGCAAGGCCCAGGGCAUCGUGACCUGCCUGCGCGCCGUACCCUACCACAGCAGCAGGCGAAAGGUCUAUCUGCCCAUGGACGUCUGCAUGCUGCAUGGCGCCUCACAGGAAGACUUCAUCCGUGGAAGCCGGGAACAGAACGUACGCGACGUCAUCUACGACAUCGCCAGCCAAGCUCAUGUUCACCUGGAACACGCUCGGAGCUUCAGCAAAAACGUUCCUGCCUCUGCUGCCCCUGCAUUCCUCCAAACGGUGGUGCUGGAGGACUACCUGCAGAAGGUGCGGCGGGCCGACUUUGACGUGUUCCACCCCAGCCUGAGGAACAGGAACCCCCUCCUCGCCUUCCAGCUGUACCUGCGCUCCUGGAAGAAGACCUACUGACCGCCGGACCACCGCUCUCUCCCUCUCUGGCCCCGAGUUACAGAACACCCUCCCGAUGAGUCAGGGGCAGGCCGCUCACUGAGGAGGGGGUGGAGUCUCAAUGUGUGUGUGGGUCUGAACAGAACAGAACACUGACCAUCACCAAUUCUCCAAAGCUGCUUGUUGUGGGCGGCUUCUGUCCCUGAACACACAGGAGCACGGACAUCCACUGUUUUCAAGCCAACCCUUCACCUACUGUUGCACAGUGUUGCUAUUGUUCUGCAUUGGUCCUGGUAUUACUAUGGUAAAGUAUUGGUCACCUUGUGUACUCAUUCCAGGUCUACCAAGACUGGCAACGAUUCCAUUAAUAUGCUAUGGUACCCAUGAACCGUGUGUGUGUGUGUGUGUGUGUGUGUGUGUGUGUGUGUGUGUGUGUGUGUGUGUGUGUGUGUGUGUGUGUGUGUGUGUGUGUGUGUGUGUGUGUGUGUGUGUGUGUGUGUGUGUGUGUGUGUUCAGUAGGGUUGUCCUGGUACUACUGUUUAAAGUAGUAGUUUAUACUAAUCCACAAACAUAGGCUGUGCACAAUUUAUUUAUUACAAUUACCCCGACAAGCUCUGGUGAGGUGCUAUAAGUAUGUAUAUAUUUAUACUUGGAGUCUUAUGAAGGACUUUACUUCUUUGAAAUCCCAGACUUAGUAGGUCAGGGUAACAGUGCGCCGAAGCAAGGCACAAAUGUCAUUGUUCUUCAUUCUUGAAAACGGCACUGGGUAUACUGCGAUGUCUUUCUGGGCAGCACAAGAACUGUAUCUUUUACUGGUCGGUCACUGGUGAAUGCACACUGGAAGCGAGUGGUUGUGGUGGACGAGUCCUGGGUGUGUGAAUGUGAUUUGAUUCUGUAAAUGUAUAAUGCUUUGCUUCCGAAAAAUACAUCUAUAAAAUAUGAACCAGGUAAAAAAUGGAUGGAUAUAUUUUUGGUUGUAUUGGGCUGGACAAACUAAUGCGAUCAUCAAAUUGUGGUUUGGAUAAUGGGCUACAUCUAGCAAAACAACAUCAAACUAGCACUGUAGACUCCGA
This is a messenger RNA of Gadus morhua (Atlantic cod), 2148 nucleotides long. It is a transcript of the gene ndufaf6, whose product is annotated as NADH:ubiquinone oxidoreductase complex assembly factor 6. Gene Ontology annotation, cellular component: mitochondrion. The coding region runs from base 101 to 1096 and encodes 331 amino acids. The record is from RefSeq and is a predicted model, not a curated record. Gene Ontology annotation, biological process: mitochondrial respiratory chain complex I assembly; biosynthetic process. The transcript is spliced from 9 exons. Lineage: Eukaryota; Metazoa; Chordata; Actinopteri; Gadiformes; Gadidae.